AUGAAUGGAACGAGUAGUAACAAUACAGAUGAAUCUUUACCUCAACCUGGCACGUCAAGCCAACAAUCUCAGGCUGUAGCAUCUUUAGACAGUUUAAGACGUCCAGAAAAUGUUGAUCAGGAAACUAUACAAGGUAAUUCAAUUAUUUUAUGUUAUUUUAUGGUUUUAGGUACAAAUUAGAGGUAUACGUUAAGGCAAAAAAACUUUUUUGAACUUUAAAGUUGUCGGACUUGAAGGUUAUGAUGCAGAAUAGUUGUAAAAGUCUAUAGAGCUUGUGUUAAUAUAGAUUUAAGCUAAAUAUAUUGUUUUAGACAUUAGUAAUAUUGUCUUUUGCAGAAUUUCUCAUACAUAUCCACGGGUUUUUAAAGUCAACGGGUUUAUCGAAUGUUGCCGAUGCUUUGGGGGACGAAUUGAAUAAACGGCAGUUUGUACCACCUCGAAUAGGGUUUGAUGGAUCUGAACACACUCAAUCUUUAACACAAUUUGUAAGUAUUUUUUAUCUUUUUAUUGGAAUUUAGGUAUCAACUAUGUACUUAAAGUUUUUAGUUUGUUAAAGUUUUCCUUUGUUACUAUAUUAUCGAAAUUUUAGUUAUCAAUCGCCCAGCCUUACUCAACAAACCUCUUGGAGCUCUUCUCACGGACAAAGGAACUAACUAACUCAACAUUACCUCAAACACUUCAUAAUUCAAAAGUCAGACUGUUUACGACAAAACGGACAAAUCUGGCUAGAAGGAAUGACUUAAAUCAACAUUUUACCUAUUCUUUGCUUAAUAUGGUACGACCAAAACCAAAACAAUUUCAAAAUACUCAAUAUAUGAAUAUUCUGAAUGCCAGAGAGAUGGGGCUUAAGGUUGGACAGCGAAUAUUGAUGCCUAAAACAACAUGGGGAAGAUUGCAAGAGCACGGGAAGUUUUUGGGACAUUUGAGUCAAGUCUUUUGUGUUUGUUUCGAUAGAACUGGGCGAUAUGUUGUCACGGUAAGAUUUUUAGGUAACAUUUUUUUAAAAUUUAGGUUUUUGAGACAAAUAUUGAAGCAGCUAUUAUAAUAUAAGAAUGCUCAGUACAUCUUUGGGUUUCACUCUAUUUUAUGGCAUCUUUAGGGUGGAGAUGACAAGCUAAUCAAAGUUUGGGACACAGUAACUGGCCUAUUGAGAUAUACCUUUAGAGGUCAUGAAGGAGAGAUUGCAGAUUUGUCUAUAAAUUUGGAGAACACAUGUUUAGCUAGUGGAUCUACUGAUAAAACAGUAAGGGUAUGGAGCUUGACAAAUGGUCAACCGUUGAUGAUAUUCAAGAAUCACAAGGCACUGAUAAUGGCAAUUCAUUUCUUGCCAUUUUAUGAAGGAAACAUCAGAUGGCUGGUGUCUUCCAGCUCGGAUUGCAAAGUCGUCUUCUAUCGGUAUGAUGCUGAUAACCUUGUCUUUGAGUAAGUUAUGUUAUGUUUGAGCUUGAUAUUAGGUUGUUCAAAAAACUUUUGAGCUUCUUUCAAAGCUAAUUUCCGGGGGGCAGGUGGCUCAGAAUUUUUUGAACAUUUAAAUUGUGACAUAAAUUUUUAACACUUGUUGUUUUUAAGUGAACUAGCUGUUAAAAAAUACUUACUAAUAUUGAAAACCUUAUUUUAGAAGCACCCCAUAUGAGUUUGAAGAACGUGCGAUGUCUGGAGCCAAAAUGGUAGCCGCAUCUUACUCAUCAGGAGGCAACUUUGUCAUCACUGGUGGAACAGAAAAGCUGGUUUAUAUCUACAAGUUGUCCUAUCAUAAAGUCGACAGAGUCUAUGAGUUUAUGAUUCAUAAUGUAAGUUUAUAUAUUAGUUUUGUUUAAGGUUAUACAGAAUUUGGCAAUUUUUGGGUUUGCACGGUGCAAAGAAAUUAAAUAGACUGCACUGUGCAGACUCAAAUUAACUGCACCGUGCAGACUUAAAGAAACUGCGUCGUUCAGACUUUAAAUUGUUUAAAUUGGGCUUUUUAUAGGAGACCAAUGAUUUUUUUCGAAGUUUUAGAUAUGAAAAUUAUAAAACUCGGUUUGUUUUAAAAUUUUAUUCACUUUAGGACAAAAUUGAAAGCUUGGUAUGGGCCAACAACAACUUUUGGUUUGCCAGCGGCUCAAAAGACGGAACUGCCAAAAUAUGGUCGUUACAAUCAAACGAAUGGCAUUCAACUGAUCUGGUGCUACCUAAAAAUAUGUGAGUUUGUAAAAUACGUUCAGUUGUCUUGGUGUCUAUAUUUUUUGAUGUUUAGGUAAUAAAAAUGUUGAACAUUGUAAUUUCGGAACAAAAGAAUUUGUUUUUAAUUCCGUAUUUUACAAAAAAAAAUAAAUUUCAGCGAAGAAUCAGCAGCCCAAUCAAGUCAAAACGCCUCUCAAAACCCGACAAAUCAAGCCAAAAAAGCCUUCAAACUCAACAUGUUAUGCUGGUCUUCGGACGAUACAAAAGUCAUCAGUAUUGGCAAUGAUUUCUUUCUACGAGUAUCAGAUGCACGAACUGGAGAACUGUUGAAGCGAUUGGAAGGACAUACUCAAAAUGCAUAUGUCAUUAAGAGUCACCCUGUUUACAAUGAAGUCAUCGUAUCUGCUGGGCAUGAUGGACAAAUUUGUGUAGGUUUGGAGGGGGGGUGGGGGGUGAUAUCGAUUUUUUAA
This is a messenger RNA of Bursaphelenchus okinawaensis, 2630 nucleotides long. Lineage: Eukaryota; Metazoa; Nematoda; Chromadorea; Rhabditida; Aphelenchoididae. The record is from the annotation of a GenBank genome assembly.